AUGGAAGAAGUGAACCAUACAUGUGUAUCACAGUUCCUCCUCCUGGGCCUCUCAGAUGAUCCUGAUCUGCAGCCCAUUCUCUUUGGACUGUUCCUGUCCAUGUACCUGGUCACAGUGCUUGGAAACCUGCUCAUCAUCCUGGCCAUCAGCUCUGACCCCCACCUCCACACCCCCAUGUACUUCUUCCUCUCCAACCUGUCCUUUGUUGACAUCUGUUUCAUCUCCACCACGGUCCCAAAGAUGCUGGUGAACGUCCAGGUACAGAGAAAAGACAUCUCCUACAUAGAGUGCUUCAUUCAAGUGUAUUUUUUGAUUAUUUUUAUUGGAAUGGAUAAUUUCCUCUUAUCUGUGAUGGCCUUUGACCGCUUUAUGGCCAUCUGCCACCCUCUGAAUUACAUAGUCAUCAUGAACCCCCGGCUCUGUGUCCUCCUGGUUCUGUUGUGUUGGCUCAUCAUGUUCUGGGUCUCCCUCAUUCAUAUUCUACUGGUGAAGCGACUGACCUUCUCCGUAGGCACUGAAAUCCCACAUUUCUUCUGUGAGCUGACUCAGCUUCUCGAUGUAGCCAGCUCUGAUACUCAUGUCAAUUACGUUGUUAUACAUGUGUUGUCUGCCUUGCUGGGUGUGAUUCCUAUGACUGGGAUCCUCUACUCUUACUCUCAGAUUAUCUCCUCCUUAUUGAAGAUGUCCUCCAUUGUGAACAAAUACAAAGCAUUUUCCACCUGUGGGUCUCACCUGUGUGUGGUCUCCUUGUUCUAUGGAACAGCAUUUGGGGUUUAUCUCAGUUCUGCCGUGACCCAUGCUUCCCAGAGACGUUUGAUCACCUCAGUGAUGUAUAGUGUGAUCACCCCCAUGCUGAACCCCUUCAUCUACAGCCUGAGGAACAAGGAUGUGAAAGGGACUCUGGGGAGACUCCUCAGCAGAGCAUCCUCUGGUCUUUGAGACCUCAGAA
This is a messenger RNA of Marmota monax (woodchuck), 949 nucleotides long. Its product is annotated as olfactory receptor 7D11-like. The transcript has a single exon. Gene Ontology annotation, molecular function: G protein-coupled receptor activity; olfactory receptor activity. Gene Ontology annotation, cellular component: membrane. Gene Ontology annotation, biological process: G protein-coupled receptor signaling pathway. Lineage: Eukaryota; Metazoa; Chordata; Mammalia; Rodentia; Sciuridae. Bases 1 to 939 code for a protein of 312 amino acids. The record is from RefSeq and is a predicted model, not a curated record.